This is a messenger RNA of Dovyalis caffra, 213 nucleotides long. NCBI's taxonomy places the organism in Eukaryota, Viridiplantae, Streptophyta, Magnoliopsida, Malpighiales, Salicaceae. The record is from the annotation of a GenBank genome assembly.
AUGGGAGUCCUGACUCCAGAAAAGUCACAAGUUAUAGAAGCUCAUGUGAUCCUGAACUUUGCUUUGUCUCUUCAGAAGACUGUAGCUUGGAACCAUACCUUAUAUGCUCGAGAUAUUCGCAAUUCUCGAAUCUCAUUUAAGAACGUGAAGAACUAUGAUAUAUGUCAAUAUUAUUGCAAUCAGGAUUAUCUUGGGUCGUCGGCCAAUGGUUAG